Messenger RNA from Serinus canaria (Common canary), 982 nucleotides. RefSeq names its product CKLF like MARVEL transmembrane domain containing 8 (gene CMTM8). Gene Ontology annotation, cellular component: membrane. Gene Ontology annotation, molecular function: structural constituent of myelin sheath. Gene Ontology annotation, biological process: myelination. Lineage: Eukaryota; Metazoa; Chordata; Aves; Passeriformes; Fringillidae. The transcript is spliced from 4 exons. The coding region runs from base 3 to 542 and encodes 179 amino acids. The record is from RefSeq and is a predicted model, not a curated record.
CCAUGGAGCCGCCCGUGCCGCCGCAGGAGCCGCCGCGCCCGCGCUCGCACACGGUCACCACCACCAGCAGCUCCUUCACCGCCAACCUGUCGGCCAGCUCCAGCACCCUCGCCUACGACAGGGAGUUCCUGCGCACCGUGCCCGGGCUCCUCAUGGUGACCGAGAUUGUGUUGGGGCUGCUGGUGUGGACCCUGAUUGCUGGAACAGAAUACUUUCUUUAUCCAGCCUUCGGCUGGGUGAUGUUUGUAGCUGUGUUUUACUGGGUUCUCACCGUCUUCUUUCUGAUCAUCUACAUGACAAUGACCUACACCAGGAUCCCGCAAGUGCCAUGGACCAUGGUGGGUCUGUGUUUUAAUGGAAGUGCCUUUGUUUUGUAUCUCAUUGCUGCCAUUGUAGAUGCAUCUUCAGUUACCAAAGAUCUGGACAAUCACAAUUACAACAGCUGGGCAGCUUCUUCAUUCUUUGCCUUCGUGGUUACCUCCUGCUAUGCUGGAAAUACGUAUUUUAGCUUUAUAUCCUGGAGAUCACGAACUUUGCAGUAAAUACUUGGUUAAAGUGAAUUCUGUUGUGUAAAGUACCUUGAGGAUUAUUCACUUUUGAUAAAAGCUUGGAAGAGGGGUGAGGAAUUUUUUAACAUUUCUCCUAGAAUUGACACAAUAUAAAUCGAGAUCAAUUGAUUAUUUAUAAUAAUGCCAUCUUUAGGGACAUUUUUAACCUGACUUUGUACUAUAUAAUAAAAUUUCAUACUGCCUCUUUUAAAAUUAACAUAGUAUUUUUCUAGACAUUGUAUAGUUGUUACUACUAGACCUCAAUGUGCCACCUAUGUAAAUGUAACUUUUUAAAUGUUACAGUUAUACUUUUGAUACUGAAGGCUACCGAAACUAAGAUUGAGAUUGUUAUCAUUAUUAUGUAUGAAAAAGCGACAUUGUGCAGAAAAAAAAAACGCCUGAAAGUUUAAAUAAAUAAAUAAAUAAAUAAAUGA